GAGUAAGGAGCAGGACAGAGAAAGUAUGCUGCGGCUUGGAACAAUCAUUUACACAUAGGGGGAUUACUCAGAGCUGAACUGGGGAGGCAUAAUAAAGAAUUUUUAGUAACACUUCGAAUUUAGACUGAGCAGGGAACAGGACACAUUGCCAUUUUGCAUAUAUAUGUCCUAACAUGGACACUAUGCCCAUUCCAGGCAUUAGCAUUAGAAGCAGACUAGUGGCACAGGAGAUCUGAGCAGUGCAUGACACAGUAUAUGGGGCAUCCCUGGCAGCACGGUGACACCUAAGACACUUGUUCUGCACUGGAGCCAAAACCUGUAGCUUUCACUCUACCUGCCUGAUCUGAUCAGACUCUUACAUUCCCUGAAAUUGUAUCUGUGGUGCUGGAAAGGCAGCAGGUGUCCUCUUGUUCAGUGCCCUAGGCUGCCGGGCUCCUUACAUGCUGGAGUUUGAACAUGUACCGUGACUUCUGAAAGCGGAGACGAGAUGAUUCCCGAGCAGCCAAACCAUGUUGUAUCCACCAUCGAGAACCUGCCAGCUGAGAGCAUCUCUGCCAGCCCUGGCCUUCUACACAGGAUGAGGAAUGUGUUCAGCAGGGAGAUGCUGCUCUCUGUGGCUCUGGGCCAAGUGCUAUCCUUACUCAUUUGUGGCAUCAAACUAACCAGCAAGUACUUGUCAGAGGAUUUUCAUGCCAACACACCACUCUUCCAGAGUUUCCUCAAUUAUAUCUUACUGUUUUUGGUGUACACCACUACACUGGCUGUUAGACAAGGGGAGGAAAAUUUAUUGGCGAUCUUGAAAAGGAGAUGGUGGAAGUACAUGUUUUUAGGAAUCAUAGACAUAGAAGCCACAUAUUUGGUGGUAAAAGCUCAUCAAUAUACCACUUUCAUUAGUAUACAGCUACUGAAUUGUUUUGUCAUUCCCGUGGUCAUAUUACUUUCCUGGUUUUUCUUACUGGUUCGAUAUAAAGUUUUACAUUUCAUUGGUGCCAUUGCCUGCAUAUUAGGCAUUGGCUGCAUGGCAGGAGCUGAUGUCCUUAUGGGAAGGCAACAAAAAGAUGACUUCUAUCCAGGAGACAGCAAGCUGAUUGGAGAUGUUUUAGUAUUAGGAGGUGCUACACUCUAUGGAAUUUCGAGUGUAUGCCAGGAGUAUAUUGUAAGGAACCUAAGCAGGAUCGAGUUGCUAGGCAUGAUUGGCCUCUUUGGAUCAUUCUUCAGUGGUAUUCAGCUAGCAAUAAUGGAACACAAGGAGCUGUUAAAGGUACCAUGGGACUGGCAAAUAGGAUUACUCUAUGUCGGCUUCACUGCCUGCAUUUUUGGCCUCUAUAGCUUCAUGCCUGUGGUUAUCAAAAAAACAAGUGCCACGGCAAUCAACCUUUCUAUGUUAACAGCAGAACUCUACACUUUUUUCUGCGGCCUCUUCUUGUUCCAUUAUAAGUUUUCAGGCCUAUAUCUUCUCUCCUUCUUCACAAUCCUGCUUGGGCUUCUCUUCUAUUUCUCCACCAAUACGUACAUCGCCCAGGACCCCAGAGUGUACAAGCAGUUCCGUAACCCAUCUGGGCCAGUGGUUGAAUUGCCUUCUAGUGGACAGCAGGAGCCUUCAGUAACUUACACCAGUUUAAGCCAAGAAACAGAAGAGGAACCACGCGUGAGAGUUGCCUAAAGCCAAGCAUUAGUCCACCCACUGAAGAUUCAGUGGCAUCUGUUUGUCCAUUAUCUCUGUAUUGUGCAUAGAGAAAGGUAUAUAUCAGGUUCAGCUACCUGAAGGGACUUAAAAAAUAACAUCACAGAAACAUUUGGGAAGGAUGCCAGGAAUAUAAGCUUUUUUUUAUAUCUGAAAAGCUCUAUGUAUUCAAAUGUGAGGGAACACACAUUGAGGGUUAAUAAAAAAAAAGAGAAAAAUAGGUGAUAUUACCUCAAAGUUUACUUUUGCACAUGUCAUCAUGUGAUAUCUUGCCAAGUUAUUUUUUUGGAUAUUCAAAUAUACAAAAUGCAUUGUCACAGUCCUUGAAUUACAUCAUCACAUGGUUGCCUACUUGUUACUUAUCUAUAUGAGUGUUGUCCAUCUUCUUUGAUAGUCAGCUAACGGGAUGAAGAAAACAGACAAUAUCUUUACUAAAAGCAGGAGGGAGGCUGGGGCAAGUCUCUCUGCCUUUGAGUCAGCCUGAAGCCUACCAGAUGGAAAGCUCAUCUCUACAAAAAUAAAAGACAUUCCUAUAGUGUUACUGCCAGCUACCCAAGCUUUGCAGUAAAGACAUACAGAAAUCUUUGUCUAAAAAUUCAUUUAACCAAUUUUGUUUUGCAAUGAUGUGUUUUUUUUAAUCUGAAUUCCAUUGGCUGAGUAGAUUAUUUUUCCUGUCUAAUUUUUUAAAGCAGCUGAAGCAUUGACUGAGAGUUCUACUGAUCCAUAUGGUGGUGCUAUGAUAACAAUAUGCAGAAAAUAUCUGCAAUGCCAGUAUAUGGUAUAUUACAUAACUGUUUCUAGUGAACUGCUUUCCACAACCACAAACAGCAUAUUAGAAUACCAUGUUGGUUGUACUUCACAAGCCGUGUGCAUCUAUUUGGUUCCUAUAUAAUCAUACAUGUGUCUCACAGUGUAGUCUUACAGAUAACCACGCAAUCGUUGCUUAGAUGUUCAGUACGUUUCAUGUCCGUAUUGACUGCACUGCCUGCCUCCAAAUAGUUCACCUUUUUGUGGUUUUAUUUGUCUUAAAAUCCUUCCACUACAACAUGUCUAUAGUAUUAGUUCACUGUGCUAUUGUAACCUGAGUUUGUCUACAGUGUUUUUUAAGGGUACAAAUAAUUAAAUUAAAUUAAAAACCACAAAGGUGAAAAUUAAAGAAUGGUAGGUUCCUUUUAAAAUAUGAGUUUCCUACACCAAAGACAGCAGUUGGUCUCAUUAUUGAUAGUAUUUUAUUUUAUCGUUCUAGACUGGAGGCAUUCCUUGAGACUAUCAAGCUACAUAGCAUUUAAAGCUAUUAAAGAGCUUCAGCGCUAUCUAUAAGUACUCAUCCUUGGGUCAGUCAGUUGAUCAUCACAAACAUUCUGCCCUUACUAUUUAUGGGUGACUGAGAUCCAGUAGGAAUGUUCUAACCUGUAACACUCCAGAAUGUGGUUGGUUUAAUUCAAACAGGUGUCCAGUGGUGGCUGUUCUGAGUUGUAAAUUAUCCUAAAACUUAUUGCAGGGUUAUAAAUACAUAGGAUCUGGGGUAAAAAAAUUAUUAGCCCUAUUUCUGGAAAACAGAAUGACAAUGUAAACUUGCCAACGUAUGGCAACCUGUUUUUUUAAGUAGAGAAAUCUUACAGUUCAUACAAUUACUCUUGAUCGUACAAGGGCACUGUUUGCUUUUGUAGAGAGGAUUGUGUUUCAACUGUGAAAGUAGAAAUCAUCUAACAGUGCCAGAAUGUUUGCAAGCAAUCUUAUUACUUAUUUUACUGUGAGCAAAAUGAGUAAGCAUUAAGUCAUGGAUAGACAAGCUGUGAUUCUCCACCUGCUAAAGAAAAACAACUCCCAGAAACCUUCCAACAACAAAUGACAGGAGUUAACAUUCUGCAUUAGCUGCCUGGACAAUUGAAUGCUCCUUAUCCUUGCUUUAAGCAGUACUCAGGGACAAAAUAAGCUGUGGUAGAUUAUCCACCCAUAAUACAUUCCUUAUAUUUUUAUACUUGUAGGCAGUGAAUCUACACCUGCUAUAUAUACAGUAUUGCCAACAAACCAUCAUUAAUAUGUUUUACUUCUUUUUUUUUACCAACAUUUGCUUUUUUGCCUUUUUUUUAUGGCUCACAUUUGUAUGUUUUUAGGUGCUCCCAAGUGUUAUUUUAGUUUAGCCUUUUAUGUACAUUUUUUAGUCUAUUUUGUUUUAUUAAAUUGUGUUUGCUGUACUGUAGACUUAAUUGGUUUUUGAUACAUAGUAUUUCUUAGAUAUUAACUUUUAUAGUACUUACAAUGUACAUUUGAAUCCAUAUUCACACUGCCUAUAUGUAUAUUUGUAUGAUGUAUAUGAUAUGAGACUUGCUUAAGCUCCAGGCACACCAGGGGGCAGAUUUAUCAAGGGUCGAAUUUCAAAGUGAAAAAUACUUUGAAAUUUGACCAUCGAUUAGGGUA
This is a messenger RNA of Xenopus laevis (African clawed frog), 4105 nucleotides long. RefSeq names its product solute carrier family 35 member F1 L homeolog (gene slc35f1.L). The record is from RefSeq and is a predicted model, not a curated record. Gene Ontology annotation, biological process: transmembrane transport. The transcript has 8 exons. Gene Ontology annotation, cellular component: endomembrane system; membrane. The coding region runs from base 488 to 1663 and encodes 391 amino acids. NCBI's taxonomy places the organism in Eukaryota, Metazoa, Chordata, Amphibia, Anura, Pipidae. Gene Ontology annotation, molecular function: transmembrane transporter activity.